Molecule: messenger RNA, 1176 nt
Organism: Pteropus alecto (black flying fox)
Lineage: Eukaryota; Metazoa; Chordata; Mammalia; Chiroptera; Pteropodidae
Gene: ERICH2
Product: glutamate rich 2
Exons: 12
Coding region: 1-1089 (362 amino acids)
Source: RefSeq, a predicted model, not a curated record
AUGCCCAUGGAAAUGGACGAUCGACAUUAUGGAUCGAAAAAGGGAAAAUUGUGGAACACAAAUAUGUCAGUGUGGCAGUAUGCUGUCUCCAGCAUUAGUCAGAGGACAGUGGAUGUCAGGCUCCAGCCGCGAGCGGCGUCGUCUCCAUGGCGACGCAGCGUCUACAGCUCUGUGCUCCGAAACCCGCGCGAACCUCCAGCUGGACUGGCCUUCGGUGACAGUCCUUCAGAUGAUCGGCGUGAGAGGGACGCAAGCAGUUUUGGCCCUGAAUUUUGUAUUCCAGAAAUCCCUAGGAAUUAUCUAGGCAAGACAGAUGCUGUAAAGGCACCAAAAUAUAGACAAAAUGGCAGAUUGCUAGUGUUUGAUCCAAAGGAAAAAGUGAUGAUUGAACCAAAUGAAACAGUGUCAGAUAAAUGCUUCUUUGGACGAAGACCAAGAUUGGCCAGCAAACUUUAUACUUCCGCAGUACAAGUUUCUCUAAAUGUAGCUAGGACAUUCUUAGAAAAGAAAGAAGUCUCUUCAAAAAAUAUUGAAAAUAAAGUCUCUUUAAAGAAUAUUGAAAAUAAAGUAUCUUCAAAGGGUAUUGAAAAUAAAGAUACAGAAAUAAAUCUACAGUCUAAGCUAUGGUCAUCUUCCUUCUUAAAAGAAAGCACAGGUGAAAUGGGCAAAGAUACAGUCAUUGCAAAGCAGGAGAAAAAUAAUGAAUAUUGCCUUCAGGAUAUCGAUGAUAAAUUGUCCAAAUCAACAGAUGAUGAUGGUGAAGAUGACACCAAUGAUGAAGACGAUGAAGACAGUAACCCGAAUAAAAAUACUCAUGCCCCAUUAGAGUUAAUGGCAGAAUUCCUGAGAGCAGAAAUGAGCCAAGACUACCAUUUGGCAAAAAAAUUAUGUCAGAUGAUCCUAAUCUAUGAACCAGAAAAUCCUGAGGCCAAGGAGUUUUUCUCACUUAUUGAAGAAAUGUUGCUGAUGGAGAAAGCUCAAAAUCUUGAGGAAGAUGAUCAAGAUAGUGAAGAAGAGAGUAGCGGUGAGAGUGAAGGAGAAAGCGAGGAGCUGAGUGAAGAAAGCUCGGAUGAAUGUGAAGACGAGUGAUGAAAGGUGCUACUAGGGUUUUGUCUUCAUGUAACUUUAUUACUGUAAACCAUUGAAAUAUAAAGAAAAGAGCUGCAUUUUAGUCUA